AUGGCUUCUUUCUCCAUAUUGUAUCUGUAUCUACAUGCCUUGAUGAUAAUAUUGUCUUCCCUGGUACUGGGCCUAGCUUCCUCUGCUCCACUUUCCCCCGUAUACUAUAACAGAGUGUGUCCCCAAGCCUUGCCAACCAUCAGACGCAUGGUGGAGGAUGCCGUGAGCCAAGAGCGCCGCAUGGGAGCCUCUUUACUGCGUCUACAUUUCCAUGACUGUUUCGUUAAUGGUUGUGAUGCUUCAAUACUGCUAGAUGCAACACCCACAAUUGACAGUGAAAAGAAUGCGCUUCCUAAUGCGAAUUCCGCAAGAGGAUUUGAGGUUAUCGACCGGAUCAAGGCCCAAGUGGACAAAGUCUGCGGACGCCCCGUCGUAUCUUGCGCUGAUAUUUUGGCCGUUGCCGCUCGUGACUCCGUAGUUGCUUUAGGAGGACCAUCUUGGGCGGUUCAGCUGGGCAGGAGAGACUCCACGACCGCCAGCAGAAGCGUAGCAAACAAUGACAUACCAUCGCCCUUCAUGGACCUACCAGCACUCAUUAGCAGCUUCAAGAAGCAAGGUCUGAACGUUAAAGACCUUGUGGCGCUGUCUGGUGGCCACACCCUCGGGUUUGCUCAGUGCCGCCUCUUCAGAAACCGGAUCUACAACGAGACCAAUAACAUCGACCCCUCCUUUGCCAGCCAAAGGCAAGCAACCUGUCCUCGCGCUGGAGGCGACUCCAACCUUAGCCCCCUCGAUCCUUCCCCCGCCGUUUUCGACACUGCCUACUUCAGUAACUUGGUGAGCAAGAGAGGGCUACUUCACUCUGAUCAGGCACUAUUUGGUGCUGGGGGCCCAACCCAGGAUCUCGUCAAGUCUUACUCCGCUAACUUGCUCGCCUUCUCCGCUGAUUUUGCCAAUUCCAUGAUUAAGAUGGGCGGUAUUAAACCUUUGACGGGGAACCGAGGUCAAAUCCGAUUCAACUGCAGAAAGGUGAACUAG
Messenger RNA from Coffea eugenioides, 978 nucleotides. RefSeq names its product peroxidase 2-like. The coding region runs from base 1 to 978 and encodes 325 amino acids. The record is from RefSeq and is a predicted model, not a curated record. Gene Ontology annotation, molecular function: peroxidase activity; heme binding. NCBI's taxonomy places the organism in Eukaryota, Viridiplantae, Streptophyta, Magnoliopsida, Gentianales, Rubiaceae. Gene Ontology annotation, biological process: hydrogen peroxide catabolic process; response to oxidative stress. The transcript is spliced from 3 exons.